AUGGCAUUGUUUCCUGAGCUCGAACCGCACGACCUCGGCCAAGUUGUCGAGCCUCCUUGCUACCAGCAGAAAGUUCCGCCUGAGCAUUACACAGGAAUUCAUGCGGUUGAACUUUGUGAUGGCUUGGACUCGCCAGAGCCUGUGAAAUCACCCAGUUCGCCCCAAGCGAGCCUGGACGGCGACAAGUGGAUGGUGGACCUUGUAGCCAGCAUGGAGCCGACCAGGGCCGAAAUUAUUCGGGGCGUCCCCGUGCACUGUGCUUUGCGGGGCUGCGGGCAGGCGAUGCGUGGGAGGCAACUACGAGGACAACACCAACUCAGCCGUGCCACAACCUGCAUCGAUGAGUUUUGGUCCCACAGCUGGCACACAUCCGCCUGGAUGAAGUAUGUCACUGCGUGGUACUUGAACUGUGCUGCUGUCGCGGCUGCCUUCGGCAUGGGGGGAGCCCUCCUGGGCUUCGUGCUGCGUGCUGUCGGAGUCCUGCCUGCCACUCUCGACGGUGUCUUCUGCGACUCGCAGUGGAGUGUGUUGAGUGGGGUGAUCUUCUUCUGCGCAUCCUUUAUGUUGUGGCGGGUACGAAGGCUCGUGUUCCUGGACAUGCUCUGCAUAAACCAGGAGGACGAAGGUUUGAAGGGCGAGGCCAUGAUCAGCAUGGGUGCAAUCUUGAAAAGCUCAGCAUCAAUGCUGGUAUUGUGGGAUCCGAGUUGGGUACAGAGAUUCUGGUGUGUUUUCGAGCUGGCCUCGAGCAUCAUGGUGAUGGCGUUGACGAUAUCGACAGGGCUGUUGCCGUGUUUCCUCUGUCUUGCCCACAUUGGCCGAACUUUCUGUUGCAGCCUGGACACGCUGCAGCAACAACUCGCCAAGUUCCGAGUGAAGGACGCGAAGUGCUGGUGUUGCACUGUGAACCACGUCGACGAAACCGGCGAGCCCUUGCCUUGCGACCGUGAUGUCAUGCUGAAGUGCAUUAGAAUCUGGUUUGGAAGCAGUACUGACUUCGAAAGCUUGGUGCAGGGGCAUGUGCGGACGACACUGCUUCGACAGCUCACCAGUCCAGCGUACCUAUACCAGCAAGUCGUUGUGGCCAGUAGUCCGGUGAUGUGGUUGUUCUUGGAUCGAGUGGCUUAUCUCCUCUCAAUUGGUGACGCGAGCAUCGCGGUGUCGGUUUUCUUUGAUGCAUUGGCAUGGUGGCUGUUGGCAAUACCCAGCAUCGUAGUGAUAGGUGUUGCGGUGGCUUACAAACUCCGCAUGAAGCAAGCACGUUGUGUGCUCGAUUUGGUCUUCAGCCUCGCAGUGUUAGUGGUGGCAGCUUGCAUUCUUGCGGCAUUCGUUGUUGCAUACAAUUUCAUUGACCAGCAAAUGAAUGCGCUUUCCCUGCAGCGCGAAAUAUUUGCAUUUUUGCGCUCGGCUAUCUUUGCCGGAACCAAGCUCGCGUCUGCAUCGGCAGAUGGAAUUCUGCGCCUUUGGGACCCCACCUCUGGCACAUGCGGCGAUCUGCUGGAGGCCACAGAGCCACGCGGCUUCGCCAGUUGCAUUUCCUGGGCUCCCGACGGCGUGCGACUGGCCACCGGCUAUCAGGAUGGCGAAGUGGUGGUGUGGUAUCCUCACGCCGCCUUGGCCACGGUGAGCUGCUCCGGGCAUACGAACCAAGUCAGGUGCAUUGCGUGGAGCCCACAAGGCAAGGAUUGUGUGGCUUCCGGCUCCCUUGAUGGGACGGUGAGGAUAUGGGAGCCCAAGAAAGGCAAAUGCUUGAAGACCUGCCAAGGGGAUGGCGGAUAUGUCUACUGUCUCCUUUGGCACCCGGAGGCCACAUCUCUGGCCGCCGGCAGCACAGACGGCAUUGCGCGGCUUUUCGAUCCGCUCACUGGGACGUGCAUCGUACGUUGGGAGGGCCAUGUUGGCCCAAUAUCUUCCUUGGCCUGGGGACCAGGUGCGACGAGUCUGGCCACCGGUUCCCAUGAUGGCUCUGCCUUCAUCUGGGGUGUGGACACGGGUCGGCAGGUUGCCGCCUGCAGCACCCCGGGAAGAGUUUACACCAUUGCUUGGAGGAACGACUCCCAGCGCCCAAGACUGGCCACUGGAUCGAGUGAUGGCAGCAUCUGUAUCUUCGAUGCCAGCCUCGGAGUCUGCAGCUUGUCAGACUGCGGCUGGGGGAUUCCUGGUCAUUCCUGGUCUUCGUUUGAUGUUGCUAGCUACAACAGAAGCCUGAGUAAGUAG
Messenger RNA from Symbiodinium sp. CCMP2592, 2214 nucleotides. Lineage: Eukaryota; Dinophyceae; Suessiales; Symbiodiniaceae. The record is from the annotation of a GenBank genome assembly.